UAUGCUAAGUCCGUAUCCACUCCUACUACAGAGAAGGCGUCUAUCGGUGUCCAAAUCCGCUCUGUGAGCCGGGAUGCUGGGGGGAUCUGUGAACCUCGGGGGGGCUCCUGGGCAUGGUUUUCACAUCACCAGGAAAUGAAAUACUGUUGUGUUUGUAUAUAUCUGUCAUUAGCAGAAAACACGUAACGUUAGUGUCCGCAUGAGAGAGACUCCUCUGGUGAAUUUCAGCCCCUUUUUUUCCACAUUUUCGGACGGUUGAGAAGCAGCAGCAGCAGCAGCAGUAGAGCCACAGGGAGUAGAACUAACAAGCCGCGGCCGCUUGACAGGUGCCGUCGCCCGGCUUCGCGAGGAGAGAUGCCGCCCGUCCAGAGAACAAUGUCCGAUCUUCGUACUCGGGCGGAAGGAUAUGAAAAGACAGAGGACACAUCAGAAAAGACAUCCUUAGCUGACCAAGAAGAUGCCCGACUGAUAUACCUUAACCAGCCACAGUUCACCAAGUUCUGCAGCAACCGAGUCAGCACUGCCAAAUAUAAUGUCCUCACCUUCCUUCCACGAUUCCUCUACUCGCAGUUCAGGAGGGCAGCCAAUGCCUUCUUCCUCUUCAUUGCACUCUUGCAGCAAAUCCCAGAUGUAUCUCCCACCGGUCGAUGGACAACGCUGGUGCCCCUUCUCUUCAUCCUGGUGGUCGCUGCUGUUAAGGAGGUCAUUGAGGAUCUGAAACGUCAUAAUGCUGACAACGUUGUCAACAAAAAGGAAUGUCAAGUUUUGAGGAAUGGUGCCUGGGAGAUUGUGCACUGGGAGAAGGUGGCUGUUGGGGAAGUAGUCAGAGCUGCAAAUGGGGAUCACCUCCCGGCUGACCUCGUCAUACUGUCAUCCAGCGAACCACAAGGUAUGUGCUACAUUGAAACCUCAAACUUGGAUGGAGAGACGAACCUUAAAAUCCGACAGGGACUUCAAAUGACUGCAGACAUAAAGGACAUUGACAGCCUCAUGCGUCUCUCCGGCCGUAUGGAGUGUGAGAGUCCGAACCGCCAUCUGUACGAGUUUGUUGGAAACAUCCGACUGGACGGCCACAGCACAGUGCCGUUGGGCCCAGACCAGAUCUUACUGAGAGGAGCCCAGCUGAGAAACACCCAGUGGGUCCAUGGUGUGGUGGUCUAUACAGGGCACGACACAAAGCUUAUGCAGAAUUCCACUCGGCCUCCUCUGAAGCUGUCCAACGUGGAGCGCAUUACCAACUUUCAGAUCCUUGUGCUGUUUGGCUGCCUGCUAGCCAUUUCUCUGGUCUGCUCCAUUGGCCAGACCAUCUGGAAGUACCAGUACGGCAAUGAUGCCUGGUACAUGGAUCUCAACUCUCCAGAUGGUGGGGCAGCUAACUUUGGUCUCAACUUCCUCACCUUCAUCAUUCUGUUCAACAACCUGAUCCCUAUCAGUCUUCUGGUCACACUGGAGGUCAUCAAGUUCAUCCAAGCGUUUUUCAUCAACUGGGACACUGACAUGCUCUAUGAGCCCACCAACACACCUGCCAUGGCUCGCACAUCAAACUUGAAUGAAGAAUUAGGCCAGGUGAAAUACAUCUUCUCAGACAAGACAGGGACUUUAACCUGCAAUGUGAUGCAGUUCAAGAAGUGCACCAUUGCCGGUGUAGCCUACGGUCACGUCCCAGAGGCUGAGGAGGGUAGUUUUGCAGAGGACGACUGUACUCUCGGGACAUAUUGUAUGCACAGCACACACUCAUCAGAUGAGGCUGGAUUUAAUGACCCGAGCUUACUGGAAAACCUCCAAAGUAAUCACCCUACAGCUGCUGUCAUCCUGGAGUUCAUGACCAUGAUGGCCAUCUGUCACACUGCAGUCCCUGAACGCACUGAUGGAAAGAUCACCUAUCAGGCAGCAUCUCCAGAUGAAGGAGCUCUGGUGAGAGCAGCACGAAACCUGGGAUUCGUGUUUUCAGGUCGAACCCCGGACAGUGUUAUAGUGGAAAUGCUUGGAACAGAAGAGAGGUAUGAGCUGCUUCAUGUGCUGGAGUUUACAAGCACGAGGAAGAGAAUGUCAGUCAUCAUGCGCACGCCAUCUGGGAAGAUUCGCCUCUACUGCAAAGGAGCUGACACAGUGAUUUAUGACCGUCUGGCAGACAGUUCUCGGUACAAGGAGAUUACGUUGAAGCACCUGGAACAGUUCGCAACUGAGGGGCUGCGCACUCUAUGCUUUGCGGUGGCAGACAUCAGUGAGUCAUCCUAUCAGCAGUGGCAGGAGGUCCACCACAGGGCCUGCACCUCCCUGCAGAACAGAGCCUUGAAGCUGGAGGAGAGCUAUGAACUGAUUGAGAAGAACUUGCAGCUCCUGGGAGCCACAGCGAUUGAGGACAAACUCCAGGAUAAAGUACCUGAGACCAUAGAGACCCUGAUGAAAGCUGACAUCAAAAUCUGGAUCCUGACUGGAGACAAACAGGAAACAGCCAUCAAUAUUGGACAUUCCUGCAAACUACUGACUAAGAACAUGGGCAUGCUUGUGAUCAAUGAAGACACACUUGAUGCAACAAGGGAAACCCUCAGCUAUCACUGUGGAAUGCUGGGAGAUGCCCUCUACAAGGAAAACGACUUUGCUCUCAUUAUUGAUGGGAAAACGUUGAAAUAUGCCCUGACAUUCGGAGUACGACAGUACUUCCUGGACCUCGCCCUCUCCUGUAAAGCUGUCAUUUGCUGCAGAGUGUCUCCUCUUCAGAAGUCAGAGGUGGUAGAAAUGGUGAAGAAACAGGUGAAGGUGAUCACACUGGCUAUCGGUGACGGUGCUAACGACGUGGGAAUGAUCCAGACAGCUCAUGUUGGAGUGGGGAUCUCAGGAAAUGAGGGUCUGCAGGCAGCAAACUCCUCUGACUACUCUAUUGCUCAGUUCAAAUACUUGAAGAAUCUGUUGCUCGUCCAUGGAGCUUGGAACUACAACCGUGUAGCCAAGUGUAUCCUGUACUGCUUCUACAAGAAUAUUGUCCUCUACAUUAUUGAGAUCUGGUUCGCGUUUGUCAAUGGCUUCUCUGGUCAGAUUCUGUUUGAACGCUGGUGCAUUGGUCUGUACAAUGUGAUCUUCACUGCUCUGCCUCCUCUCACUCUGGGAAUUUUUGAGCGUUCCUGCAGGAAAGAGAACAUGCUGAAGUACCCAGAACUUUACAAAUCCUCCCAAAAUGCCAUGGGCUUUAAUACCAAGGUCUUCUGGGCCCAUUGUCUGAAUGGCCUCUUCCACUCCGUCAUCCUCUUCUGGUUCCCCCUUAAAGCUUUCCAGCAUGAUACAGUUUUUGGCAGUGGACAAACUCCAGACUAUCUCCUCUUAGGAAACAUGGUUUACACGUUUGUGGUCAUCACAGUUUGUCUUAAAGCUGGUCUUGAGACCUCAUCAUGGACCAUGUUCAGUCACAUCGCCAUCUGGGGAAGCAUUGCCCUGUGGGUGGUGUUUUUCAUUAUCUACUCCUCCCUGUGGCCCCUCAUCCCUCUGGCUCCCGACAUGUCAGGAGAGGCUAGCAUGAUGUUCAGUUCGGGAGUCUUCUGGAUGGGCCUGUUCUUCAUCCCAGUCACCUCCCUGGUCUUUGACGUGGCCUACAAAGUGGUGAAGAAGGUGUGUUUCAAGACUCUGGUGGAUGAGGUGCAGGAGCUGGAAGCUUUAUCCAAAGACCCUGGAGCUGUGGUGCACGGGAAAAGUUUGACGGAGAGGGCUCAGCUCCUGAAGAACGUCUUCAAGAAGAGCACGGUCAGCUUGUACCGCUCUGACUCCAUGCAGCAGAACCUGCUCCAUGGUUACGCCUUCUCUCAAGAUGAGAACGGGGUGGUAUCUCAGUCUGAAGUCAUCAGAGCGUACGACACCACCAAACAGAGGACCAACGACUGGUGAAGUCAGGCCUCCUCGGUCCCAGCCGGCCAAUCGAGAGCCGCAUCAGCCGUUUCCAAUGGUGACAUUUGACGCUUAACCCGGGAGAAACCGUGGAGCGAGUCUGUGCCUCGUUCCUGAGGGGAAUUAAUGGACAUGAUAAAGAAACAAACAGAGGAGAGUGAUACCAUGUUUUAUCUUAGAAAAGGGGAAGAAAAACAAAACAAAACAAAAAGGAACAAAAACUACUGAAAACAUGUUCACUAUCAGCUGUAGUUGUGUGUCCGGCAGACAUAAUGAGCACUGUGCUUUCUUAGCAGUCUGUGGUCUGAAGUUCUUCACUGUUCUCGCUCAGUUUGUCAGUCUCCUUUUCACUGAUUUAAGGAAUGACCGUUUAAAUCUCUGAGCCACUAAGUCUCAAAUCAUCAUAGUAAAUUGACAUGAGCUCCUCCUAAACACUGAUAUUAUUAAAGAUAAAACACUGGAUGAUGAGUGGAGAAGAUCUAAACUUGUGUCAGAUUGCCAAAGAGCAGUCGUAUAUACAAUCUUCUAAAUACUAGUGAAUUCGGAUAAAAACCUUAAACCAAAUGUGAUCACACUCCUCGGUGUAUUCCAGCACUAAAUGGACCACUUCAGCACAGACAUUUGUAAAACUUUUAUUUUAAUUUGCACUUAAAGAAGCGUCUGUUGUGUAAAGCCUUACAUUUACUCAUGCCUUCAUCCUUAUUUCCUUCAUGUUUUAUUCUUAGUUUCCUUUUUAAUAUAUGUAGAUAAUGUGCCUGGUUUUAUUUUAAGUUUUUUUUUUUUUUUUCGUUUUUAAGCUGUUGCCUCCUGCAACGCAAUCCUGUUUCCACUUUUAUUACAGCUCUUGACAAAUACUUGCAUUCCACACAUCACUCCUGUCUCAACAAUCACAACGGUGCCUACGUAAAAAACUUUUCCCUCGUAGAAGAAAAACAUAGCCAAGAAUAGUUUAGCCAGCUAGCUUAGGACAGUGCUCCACACACACCUACUGAAGAAAUCACCACAGUUUUGCACUUGUACAAUGUGAAAACGACAGAGCGCCUCAUGGCACAUGUAAAGUAAGAAAAAAAAAAAAGAAGAAGAAGCUGAGAUUAGUUCCUGCAGAGUUGAACAGGAGGCUCUGUGACGGUGUUGAUGAAGCUGACGGUAGUGGCUUCUAUUUGAUGGUAACGUUUCCCUUAAAAUGGAGAUUUUAUCUUUCUAACAUAAGUGCCAUUAGCUUAAGGGAGAGAGAAACAUUAGCCAGGAAACUCCACGACAGUAUCAAAACUACUUUGUCUCUAUAGUUAUUUUGUGGAUUUGUAUUUUUAUAUUGGAGAUGUAUGAAUUUUGCAUUGACUGGCUUUGUAAUGAACUGUCUGUAACUUUUGUUUUUUUUUCCUCGGAUAAACUGGCAGGAUAGAGUAGAUAGAAUGAGGAGCUUUCUUAAAUGUCUUGUUAUUAUUAAUAUUAAUAUUGUUACAGCUUGAUUUAUUUAUAAUUGACUACUUAAUGUCUGUGUGAUUGCUUUCUUCUCCCUAUGGGAGAUCGGAUUUCUGACCAUGUGUGAGUGUGUGUCGGUUUAUCGCCUGCAUGUGCAUGUGCUGUGUGUAUGUGUGUGUGCAGACGUGUGCGUGUGUGUGUGCGUGUCACCUCUACUGUGGAUAACUUCUGUGUAUGCACUGCAUGUCUGUGUCCUCUAUGUGAGACCGGGAGCAGCUCUCUCACUGUCUCCUGGUGUGUUUCUUUUAUUACAUGUGUGUGUUUAUGGAUGUGUGUAUGUGUGUGAGUGUAUGUGUGUGUGUGUGUGUGUGUGUGUGUGUGUGUGUGGUGACGCUUGCUGCAGUUGUCCGUCUGCACGACUCCAGAUAUAGCUAUGGUGUACUGCUGUGUGCUGAUGCAUGGCCCUUAUGGGAAAGUGUGAGUGUCAGUGUGUGGUCCGACUGUGUGUGUUUGUUCGGUCACACUCUCGCUGUGGGAGUGUUUUUGGCCUCAGCUCGCUUCGACAGGAGAUGUUGCACAAUGCACUCGAUGUACCUUUCCAGUCGUGGAUAUCUGGUAUUAUCUGGUUUAUGAUUUCUCUGAGUGUACAUGUUGGUAACUCUUUUUUCUUCAUGCAAUGUACCUCUGCUUUACAGGAAAAGCUCUUUUUUGUGUUUCUCAGUUCUGGUGAUGGUUUAUGACUUUCGUUCCUCUGCUGGUCUUUAGUGUUAACUGAUCGGUUGUCAUCUUGUCGAGAUUUACCAAACCGCUGAAUGUGGAUGUUGUCGUUGUGGAAAGGCUUGGACUGUUGCUUUUAUUUCCAGAAAACAUAAAACACGUUGUUGUCUGUGAAAGUCGUGGGCUGCAUGAAUGGAUAACACAAACUGUUCUCUGAAGUGUUAACUGUACUACUUUGAUUCUCCCUCGAGUGUUGAUCACUUUACAAAAAGAAAAAAAUUGCACCUUUAACUUUUUCUUUCCAAUUAUUUGUUUUCUUUUUCUGUCAUUUUGUUCAAUGAUUGUUCUGCAUGUUGGGACUGCAAACUUAUAAGUGUCGUCUUUUACUGCCAUGAAGGACUACUGAAAUAAACUUUACAAUCAUGGAGGAACAA
Sphaeramia orbicularis (orbiculate cardinalfish) is the source of this 6449-nucleotide messenger RNA. RefSeq names its product ATPase phospholipid transporting 8A1 (gene atp8a1). Gene Ontology annotation, molecular function: magnesium ion binding; ATP binding; ATPase-coupled intramembrane lipid carrier activity. Lineage: Eukaryota; Metazoa; Chordata; Actinopteri; Kurtiformes; Apogonidae. The record is from RefSeq and is a predicted model, not a curated record. The transcript is spliced from 39 exons. Bases 355 to 3876 code for a protein of 1173 amino acids. Gene Ontology annotation, biological process: phospholipid translocation. Gene Ontology annotation, cellular component: plasma membrane; trans-Golgi network.